This is a messenger RNA of Aphidius gifuensis, 843 nucleotides long. RefSeq names its product cone-rod homeobox protein-like. Gene Ontology annotation, molecular function: RNA polymerase II cis-regulatory region sequence-specific DNA binding; DNA-binding transcription factor activity, RNA polymerase II-specific. Gene Ontology annotation, biological process: regulation of transcription by RNA polymerase II. The transcript has 3 exons. Lineage: Eukaryota; Metazoa; Arthropoda; Insecta; Hymenoptera; Braconidae. Gene Ontology annotation, cellular component: nucleus. The record is from RefSeq and is a predicted model, not a curated record. Bases 1 to 843 code for a protein of 280 amino acids.
AUGGCACAGGCAUCAGCUCCAUCUACAAUAGUGUCAUCAGGGCAGUAUAACAACAAUUUGGUUUCUGGGGCACGAGCAUCAAUGGAUUCACACAGAUAUCCAAUGACGUAUACGAAGGAUGAUUAUGCACAAAGUCCUAGCCUUCAGUACCAUCGUGGACAGAUGCAUCCAGCCAGCCAUCCAUAUGCACAUGGUACUCGUGCUAAUCACACCAUAACAAGCGGGCCAAUGCAUUCACUUGAGAAUGGAUCGCCUCAAAACAUGCCUGCAGAAAAUACACAUAAAAAACCAAGACGUACCUGGAUACAAUAUACUCGUGCUCAGAUAAAAGUUUUGCAGGCAUUGUUUGACAAGAACGAGUACCCAAACAUGGGUGAUCGAGAAGAGUGUGCUAGAAUAAUUAAUUCUGAUGAAGCUCGAAUCCAGGGUUGGUUUAAAAAUCGUCGUGCAAAAUGUAAGCAACAAGCCCCACAACGAAAAAAACCAGAUUCAACAACAAAUGAUUUUACAUCAUCAAAUGGAAGUGCAACAAGUGAGGCAAUGUCACCUAUAAUUACAAAUAAUGUAUGUCCAUUGCCAAUGGGAAGUGCUGAUAGUAAGGCAAGUAGUGCAAGUAGUGCGACUAUUCCAACACCAUCACCACAAAUUCCAGAUGAACCAACACAAUCAUCAACAUCAUAUCAACAUAGUGUACAUCAGCCACAUGUUGAUUAUAGUCAUUCUUGGGUUCUUCCAACAGUAACACCUCAGACUUCAGUACCUGAUAAUAAUAGUCAAUAUACUGGUUGUUACAAUAGUUAUCAAAAUCCAUACCCUGGAAAUCCAUCAACCGUACAAUUAUAA